GGGACACUCAGCGACGAGGCCCGGGGGUCGCCGGGGCCACGACUUCUCGGAGACCGCCCUGCGCUCUCUGGAGACGCGCCGCCCGCGCCAGGGUGGUGCCAUGUGGGGCGGUCGCCGCUCAUCCGUCGCCUCCUCCCGGAACGCCGCUUCGCUCCUGCAGCUGCUGCUGGCCGCGCUGUUGGCGGCGGGGGCGAGGGCCAGCGGCGAGUACUGCCACGGCUGGCUGGACGCGCAGGGCGUCUGGCGCAUCGGCUUCCAGUGUCCCGAGCGCUUCGACGGCGGCGACGCCACCAUCUGCUGCGGCAGCUGCGCGUUGCGCUACUGCUGCUCCAGCGCCGAGGCGCGCCUGGACCAGGGCGGCUGCGACAACGACCGCCAGCAGGGCGCCGGCGAGCCUGGCAGGGCGGACAAAGACGGCCCCGACGGCUCGGCAGUGCCCAUCUACGUGCCGUUCCUCAUCGUUGGCUCUGUGUUUGUCGCCUUUAUCAUCUUGGGGUCCCUGGUGGCAGCCUGUUGCUGCAGAUGUCUCCGGCCUAAGCAGGAUCCCCAACAGAGCCGAGCCCCAGGGGGUAACCGCUUGAUGGAGACCAUCCCCAUGAUCCCCAGUGCCAGCACCUCCCGGGGGUCAUCCUCACGCCAGUCCAGCACAGCUGCCAGUUCCAGCUCCAGCGCCAACUCGGGGGCCCGGGCGCCCCCAACAAGGUCACAGACCAACUGUUGCUUGCCGGAAGGGACCAUGAACAAUGUGUAUGUCAACAUGCCCACGAAUUUCUCGGUGCUGAACUGUCAGCAGGCCACCCAGAUUGUGCCACAUCAAGGGCAGUAUCUGCAUCCCCCAUACGUGGGGUACACGGUGCAGCAUGACUCUGUGCCCAUGACUGCUGUGCCACCUUUCAUGGACGGCCUGCAGCCUGGCUACAGGCAGAUUCAGUCCCCCUUCCCUCACACCAACAGUGAACAGAAGAUGUACCCAGCGGUGACUGUAUAACGCAGAGUCACUGGCGGGUUCCUUUACUGAAGGGAGAGGAAGGCAGGGGUGGGUUCUCCAGGUGGAAGUCCGCACGUGCCGGUGGUAUUUGUGGCACGGUUCCUUUGGAUGACUUCAUUUGCCCCCAGACUGUAUGAAAACAUCUCCAAAUGAGCAUUUCUGGAUAUGUGUCACCCAGGGUAUCAUUGAUUUAUGAUGGGAAACUGGCCUCAGCUGGAGAUGGCUGUGAUGUUGCUGAUGGGCGGGUAACAAAUGCUUGAGUCCCAAGUGCCCUUGAGAUAUGGUUGGCGAAAGAAUUUUAUAAACUGAUAAAUUAAGGGUUUUUAUUAUGUUAUUAUUAUUUCUUUUUUGUUGUUGAGUGCACAAGAUCAAAAUGCCUGUUAUCUCCCUUUUACCUGGGCCUUUUUUUUUUUUU
Messenger RNA from Cercocebus atys (sooty mangabey), 1403 nucleotides. It is a transcript of the gene SHISA2, whose product is annotated as shisa family member 2. Gene Ontology annotation, biological process: negative regulation of Wnt signaling pathway; negative regulation of fibroblast growth factor receptor signaling pathway. NCBI's taxonomy places the organism in Eukaryota, Metazoa, Chordata, Mammalia, Primates, Cercopithecidae. Bases 101 to 988 code for a protein of 295 amino acids. The transcript has 2 exons. Gene Ontology annotation, cellular component: endoplasmic reticulum. The record is from RefSeq and is a predicted model, not a curated record.